AUGGUGAAUUCCCGUGGCAAAUUAGAAAUGGCAGUAGUAAAUGUCACUGUGGUCAUAGGAGCCAAAACACUCAGCAGCACCCACUUGGAGAGAAAGCAAGUGCAGAAGAUCAUUAUUCACAAAGACUACAAGCCACCCUCCCUUGACAGCGACCUCUGCUUGCUCCUGCUCGCCACGCCAGUAGAGUUCACCAGCUUAAAAAUGCCCAUCUGCCUGCAGGAGAAGGAGAGGGUCUGGGACAGGUGCUGGAUGGCAGAGUGGGUGCCGACUGCUGUGCACGGCCCACCCGAGAACGCCAACAUGCACCUGAAGAAGCUGCGGGUGAGCCAGAUCAGCCGGAGGGAGUGCAGCAAGUGGGUCCAGCAGCUCCCCAGGGCCACGCUCUGUGCCUGGCAGGAACAGGACACCAAUGGCAACAGCCAGGGGGACAGCGGGGUGCCCAUGGUCUGUGCUGACCACGGAUCCCAGAGGCUCUUCCAGGCGGGCGUCUUCAUCUGGGGCAAGAGCUCUGGCUCCAGGGGAAGGCCUGGCGUGUUUGUGUCUGUGGCUCAGUUCAUUCCAUGGAUCCAGGAGGAGACCCAGAAGGAGGGGCGAGUCUACUCCUUUGUAGGGGCCCCGGGAAGCUCCCUGGCUUGUGCUCCACAGUACCCCUUGGUGCUGGGCGUGGGGUGGCAGCUGCUGCUCACUGCCAUGCUCACCGGUGAUAAAUCGAGUCACUGGGCUUGA
This is a messenger RNA of Marmota flaviventris (yellow-bellied marmot), 726 nucleotides long. RefSeq names its product serine protease 51 (gene Prss51). Lineage: Eukaryota; Metazoa; Chordata; Mammalia; Rodentia; Sciuridae. The record is from RefSeq and is a predicted model, not a curated record. Gene Ontology annotation, biological process: proteolysis. Gene Ontology annotation, molecular function: serine-type endopeptidase activity.